UUUAAAAGAAUUGUAUGAAAAAAUGUUUUUUUUAAUAAUUUUUUUGCUAUUGUAAUAGACAUUACCUCAAAAUGACCACAAAUGAAGGAGACUCAAGUUUUGUGGAUUUAAAUCUGUUUUCAAAUGAUAGCAAUGCUGCAGAUGUAACAGAACCAUUAAUGAGCGAGCUGUUUGAAGAUUGUGAAGAAGUUAUCAAUGACAGUGAAUUUCUAGAAAAUAAAUCAGUUUGUAACUGUUCAUCUAGCAUUUAUCACAACUUUCCCAUAACACUUGAGCAUCUGGAAAAUCUGCAACAUAUUUAUAAAGGACAAAGAAACAAGAAUAGAAAAGCCAGAUUGUUUUAUCGGAAACAAGAUGAACUUAUUGAAACAUUUAAAGAUGUUAAUCAGUUUUCGGAUUCAUUUGAAUAUGAGCAAAGUGUAGAUUCCAAUGUGCUUUAUGCUGCAAAGCUUUCAUUUGCAUGUAAUCUGGUUUUAUUUAUAGCGAAAGUUGUUGCAACAGUAAUGUCUGGAUCCAUGUCCAUAUUAUCUAGCGUGGUGGAUAGUGCUGUUGAUCUUGUUUCAGGUGUCAUUGUUUGGUGUACAAAUCGUGCAAUCCGACUAACAAAUAUAUACAAUUAUCCUCUUGGUAGAAAUAGAUUGGAACCAGUCGCAAUCUUACUGCUGUCAUCGAUCAUGGGAAGUGCGUCUGUAUUGGUAGUACGUGAAUCGACUGAAAAAAUUAUAUCUGGAAAUAUAUCUAUUGACUUAUCAGUAGUAUCCAUCAGUAUUGUUGUAUUUACCGUUGUUGUGAAAUUUGGUUUAUAUCUCUACUGUCGUUCUUUGAAGUCUCCCUCCACGCAAGUGUUGGCACUUGACCAUCGGAAUGAUGUUCUGUCGAAUUCGUUGGCAUUGGUGUUCAGUGCAAUUGGUUCUUAUGAAUGGCAGUAUACAGAUCCAAUUGGAGCAAUACUUAUAAGUAUUUACAUCUUCGUAAAUUGGUGGCGUGAAGGAGCAAAACAAAUACGAAGCUUGGUAGGGCACACAGCACCGUCGUGGUUUCUGCAAAUCAUCACUUGGAUUUGUCUUCAACAUUCGCCUCAUAUAAUAGCAGUUGAUACAGUGAAAGCUGCUAGUAUCGGAGUCAACUAUCUUGUGGAGGUGCAUAUCGUUUUACCGCGUCAUAUGUCGCUCGAUAAAGCGCACGAUAUUGGCGAAUCACUGCAAUUAAAAAUUGAAAACGUCGAUCGUGUCGAGAGAGCUUUUGUUCAUCUUGAUUAUGAAUGUCUCCAUGAUCCUGCGAAAGAACACAAACCUAUUCAUAUCUUCAGAUCACAAAGUUCGAAAGACAAUGACGCAACUAAGACUCAACCUAUUGAAGUUAAGACGUAAUAUGUUGUUUUUGUGGAUUGAGUUAGAAGGAAAAAGAGAAAACAUUCGUUUCACUCGCUAUGGUGGUAACGCACAGACAAGCAAUCCUAAUCGCUUAGGUCACGUGAUCUGUUGUUGUUUUUGUCAGCCUUUUAAAUAGAAGACAUCCUCCUCAUUAAAGUUGGAAUUGAUAAAAUAUUUUAGAUCUUAUUGUAUAAAUUUCCUGUUCUUUAGCGUUUUCUUAAGUGGUCUGGAGAAGCGGGAAAAGACAAGAAAUUCUUAAAAAAUUCUUUCGUUGUCGAGAAAUAUUGAAGGAUUAGGUUUUGCAUUGCUGAUUAUUAUGCCGCUUAAAUACGAUAAGUAAGUAAAGAAUAUUUUAACUAGAAACGGAUUUCAGGAGAUUUAAUUUUGCUGAGUAUAAAAGGCUGUUGAAGAAAAUUAAAAGCUGUUAAGAAGAGAUUAAAAUUUUUAGACUUCGUUAGCCUUCGUUCAGAAUAAAUAACUUUUUUAAACUAGCAGUUUCUUUAAAAGAAGCUGUUGAAGAAAACUGAACGCUGUAAGUUUAUGGUAAAUGACUUUUUUAAACUGGCAUCAUCAUUUGGUAUAUUCUUAAAGAUGGUGACUUGAAACCAUUUUAUUGAUAUGCAUUGUUCUCUUUGUCAUUAAAAUUUCAUGCCUCUUUACAUGCCGACGUCUUCGUUGCGAUUUAGAAUACAUUGGACUCUCUCAGUUUCUCCAACUUAAAAUUUUCCUUGCCCCUUGUAAGUUUAAGAUAGAGAAAGUCCGCCGUAAUGCGAAAGCUUUUUUGCACUUUCAGAUUUGUCAGUUAAAUUAUUUAGAAGCAAUAAUAUAUUAAAUAGAAAGAUAUGUUUGUAUAUACAUAUAUAAUAUAGCGUAAGUUGUAACACA
Molecule: messenger RNA, 2258 nt
Organism: Hydractinia symbiolongicarpus
Lineage: Eukaryota; Metazoa; Cnidaria; Hydrozoa; Anthoathecata; Hydractiniidae
Exons: 9
Coding region: 72-1370 (432 amino acids)
Biological process (GO): transmembrane transport; monoatomic cation transport
Cellular component (GO): membrane
Molecular function (GO): monoatomic cation transmembrane transporter activity
Source: RefSeq, a predicted model, not a curated record